Gigantopelta aegis is the source of this 752-nucleotide messenger RNA. RefSeq names its product multiple epidermal growth factor-like domains protein 6. The transcript has 10 exons. Lineage: Eukaryota; Metazoa; Mollusca; Gastropoda; Neomphalida; Peltospiridae. The record is from RefSeq and is a predicted model, not a curated record. Bases 49 to 618 code for a protein of 189 amino acids.
UGCACCAAUCUCUCCAGGUUCGGUUUGUUUCCUCCACUCAGAAGCACCAUGAACGCUCUGUGCCUUCUUUUCGUGUGCCUUUGUGCAGUGUACGCCCAGGCGUGUACCCACAACGGCGACUGUGCGCAUGACCAGUGUUGUUUCUUCGGCGUCUGCCAUGCCUCUCACCGUUGUCACGAGCUUUUGCAGCUCAAGCCGACUCUUUUCAAGCGGGCUGCGGACUGCAAACAUGACGACGACUGUCCUAACGGAGAAUGCUGUGAUUUCGACAAAUGCCACAGCUCACACUGCGGAUCAACAGCAGUGUCAUGUGACUCGGAUCGCCAGUGCCACGACACCCACUGCUGCCACAACCACUACUGCAAACACAGACAGCUGGGAUUCUGCCAUGGUUUCUUCCCCUUCCCGGGAAAGCGAGCAGCAGGCUGCAGACACGAUGGUGACUGUCCUAAUGGAGAAUGCUGUGAUUUCGGAAAAUGCCACAGCUCACACUGCGGCUCCCCCCAGGGCUGCGACUCGGACCGUCAGUGUCACGACACCCACUGCUGCCACAACGGCCACUGCACCCACCGAGACUUCGGCUUCUGUCAUCAUUUGUUCCCCUUUAUCCCUGUCUAAAUGGUCCAACAUGAAAAUAAAUAUGUGGUGACGACAACAACAGGUACAACAACAACAACAACAACAAAGAGUAAACCGAAAACAACCUCACUAUGAAGAUAGUCAAAUAAAACUCAUAAUAUACAACACUUGAA